AUGGCCUGCAGUGUAGAUCCUUUAGUUGUGGGAAGAGUGAUAGGAGAGGUGGUUGAUAUGUUCAUGCCAACAGCUAGCAUGUCUGUCAACUAUGGUUCCAAACAUGUCAGCAAUGGCUGUGAACUCAAACCCUCCCUCACCACCGUCCCUCCCUCCGUCCACAUCUCCGGCCGCCCCACCGACCUCUUCACUCUUGUCAUGACUGACCCUGAUGCUCCUAGCCCUAGUGAUCCUACCAUGAGAGAAUGGGUUCACUGGGUGGUUGUUAAUGUUCCAGGAGGAACAGAUGUCUCUCAAGGUGAGGUGGUGGUACCGUACAUGGGUCCACGGCCACCGGUGGGGAUUCACAGGUACGUGUUUGUGCUUUUCCAUCAGAAGUCACCGUUUCCGGCGGUGGCGCCGCCGGAGUCCAGGGCUAACUUUUGUACACGUGCCUUUGCUGCUCUGUAUCAACUUGGCCUUCCGGUCUCUGCUGUCUACUUUAAUGCCCAGAAAGAACCUGCCAACAAGAGACGCUAAUAAGUUUUUCAUGCAUGGUUUUAGAUUUAUAUAAUAAUUAGUGUUUCCUUAAUAAUUUUUACUUGUUGGGUUUUCAUAGAGUUUGCUGUUAUUGGCUUUGUAGGUUUGUGGGAUUGUGAUGGGGUUUCUAUACUCUCUUAAAUUCUCUCUCUCUCUCUCUCUCUCUCUCUCUCUGUUGUGUUUACAUAUAUGUAUGCAUCUAUAAAAUUAAAUCUAG
Messenger RNA from Dioscorea cayenensis subsp. rotundata (Guinea yam), 736 nucleotides. RefSeq names its product protein MOTHER of FT and TFL1 homolog 1. The record is from RefSeq and is a predicted model, not a curated record. The transcript is spliced from 4 exons. NCBI's taxonomy places the organism in Eukaryota, Viridiplantae, Streptophyta, Magnoliopsida, Dioscoreales, Dioscoreaceae. The coding region runs from base 1 to 519 and encodes 172 amino acids.